AGCGAGGCAGCAGGACAAUGCAAAGCCGCUGAUGCCUCGUUAAAUGAGACAACACUCCUUUUCUCUUUAGGGCUGUAGUGUAGUAGUGUAGAAGGGAGGCAAAAUGUUUGCCCAUUUAAUUUGGGUUUUCUGUUUGACUCUGGGUUGUCUCCCUCUGGUUUGGAGUUCUUGCCCAUCUCAGUGUAGCUGCUUUUAUCACAAACUGAGUGAUGGAUCCAAGGCCAGGAGUGUUCUUUGCAACGACCCAGAGAUCUCACUGAUACCCGCCAAUUUUCCUGCGGAUACCUCCAAACUUCGAAUUGAGAAGACGGCAAUAAGGCGGAUUUCAAGCGAAACGUUUCGUUACCUCAACAAUCUGGAAUUUCUUUGGAUGUCUUUCAAUUCUCUGUCGUCUUUAAAUGUGGACAGUUUCCGUGGUUUGUACAGCCUUGACGAACUGAGACUGGAUGGCAAUGCCCUCACCUCUUUCCCCUGGGAAUCUCUGAACGACAUGCCCAGUCUGAGGCUCCUCGACCUACACAAUAACCAAAUUACAUCAAUCCCGAGUGAAGCCACGAUUUACAUGAAAAAUCUAACCUACCUGGAUUUAUCGAGCAACAACCUGGUGACCGUUCCAGCAGAGGUUCUCUCGACGUGGUUAGCUGUAAAGCCCACUCAAGAUACGGAGAAUCCAAAACUGAUUCUUGGUCUCCAUGACAACCCCUGGGUUUGCGACUGCCGGUUGUAUGACCUGGUCCAGUUCCAGAAGUCGCCCUCGUCCUCAGUGGCCUUCAUAGACACCAGGCUGAGGUGCUCUGAUCCGGAGAGCCUGGCAGGGGUCCUGCUCGGCGACGCCGAGCUGCGGAGGUGCCAGGGGCCCCGGGUCCACACGGCGGUGGCCCGUGUCAGGACCGCCGUGGGCAACAGCGUCCUGCUGCGCUGCGGGACCAUCGGGGUCCCCAUCCCCGAGCUCUCCUGGAGGAGAGCAGAUGGCAGACAGAUGAACAGCACAGUUCUGCAAGAAGUGUCAAAGGAGGGAAUUGUUUGGUCCAUUUUAAACGUCCCGGCUGUAUCUCAUUCUGACUCCGGCAAAUAUAUCUGUCGAGCGACCAAUUUCAUUGGCAGUGCGGAUGCUAUGAUUUCACUGGUCAUAACGGAUGCUGUGAAGUCAGAGAACCUAACGGGCGGCUCUAAAAAAUCCAGGGGGAAGAAGCCAACCGGGAUUGGUAAGGCAGCCUAUCAGGAAAAGCUGGUUGCUAGGUAUAUUGCCCCGACAACCACUGUGGUUGUGCCUAUCAUCGAACCGUUAGGCGAGGCGGGGCCGUUUCCGGAAGUAGAGAGCUACAGCGUGUCCGACAGUGGUGCUGCAAGCGGACAGACGGCCAAUCCGUCCGACGGGGACAGCCUGCUGGAGGUGGAGAGGGCCGUGCUGGGCAACCUGGCCGCGAACGCCUCCUCCCUGCAGCAGGACCCGGAGCGGAGGGUGGUCAGGUCGGUCAAAGUGAUCGGCGACACCGACCACACGGUCUCCCUGAACUGGAGGGCGCCUCUGGCCACCAACACCACGGCGUUCAGCGUGCUGUACGCCGUCUUCGGGGAGAGGGACAUGCGCCGGAUCAACGUCGACCCGGGCAAAAACAGAAUCACCAUAGAGGGCCUGGUGCCAAAGACAAAGUACAUCGCCUGCGUGUGCGUCAAAGGGCUGAUCCCGAAAAAGGAGCAGUGCGUAAUCUUCUCAACAGAUGAGGCGGCUAGCGCAAGCGGGACACAGAAGCUCAUUAAUGUGGUGGUGAUCACCGUCGCCUGUGUCAUCGCCGUCCCCCUGACUCUCAUCGUCUGCUGCGGGGCCCUGAAGAGACGCUGUCAGAAACUCCUGGGGAGAAAGUCGAAGGACAUCCAGGACUCCUACGUCACGUUUGAGACGCUGUCCCCGGGGACGAAGGCCAAGGGCCUGGAGGGCGAGUACCUGACGAGGUUAAACCCGGACGAGUCCAACCGGCUUCUCUCGGCCAGGUCCAGCGUCGACUCGGAGGCCACCGCCAGGACGGAGGGCCAGCCCAACGAGUACUUCUGCUAGCGGUCCGGAACAUUCCGGCGGAACCUCGGGAGGAGCCCCUCGCCCGCCCAGUGCAGCUAUGUUAGCAGGACUGCAGGGGGCAGCAGUGACACUGUAGGCGAGGCAACAGUGAAUUAAUUAACGGAACAGGGAAAUGUCAGGCGCAUGUCUUCGGAGAUGAAAAUUUUCUGCCCUUGCUGAACGCGCCCUUGGCCAUUGCAGUCACACCUCUGUCUCACAGGCUCCUGCAUUCACAACUGAGGCUGUUCAGCAGAGGGUGAAGAUGCAGCCUCAGCAAAAACACAAAAUCCCUCUGGCCAUUUAAUAAACACUGCUGCUGGAAACUGUUAAAAAGGGAAUACUGUUUUAACUGUACACAUAACACUUGUCAGUGCACAAUACAUAAAAUUAUAUUCCAAUUUUUUAUGCACUUUUAGCACACACAUAUGUAUUUGUGUGUGUACUGUAUGUCUGUAUGUCUGUCCGCUGUUGUACUGUUUAGAAAUUAUGAAACCCAUUUUUCUGUGGUUAUGAAGGAGAAUAGUGAGCCAGACAAGACACAUCUAUGGUAAUGCAGGUUCAUCAAGGAAUACAAAAGGAAGCAUUGGUGCGGAUUCAUUAGAUGAGGAAAUAAAUCAUGUAUAUCGCAUAAUCCCACGUUUAACUGUGUACAAUGUCAGUUAAUGUGUCAGGUGUAAUAACUUCUGCUAUAAACAUUAAAGAAAUUUUAAAGGUUGUAUAUAUUGUAUAUUGCAUGUAUUUAAUUUCCAAGAUGUGUGGUUAUUCAAAUGUGUGAAAAAUAAAUCCUUUUUGAUA
Messenger RNA from Anguilla anguilla (European eel), 2851 nucleotides. It is a transcript of the gene lrit1a, whose product is annotated as leucine-rich repeat, immunoglobulin-like and transmembrane domains 1a. Gene Ontology annotation, cellular component: endoplasmic reticulum membrane. The transcript has 4 exons. Bases 104 to 2056 code for a protein of 650 amino acids. The record is from RefSeq and is a predicted model, not a curated record. Lineage: Eukaryota; Metazoa; Chordata; Actinopteri; Anguilliformes; Anguillidae. Gene Ontology annotation, molecular function: protein binding.